AUGAAGCUUCAUUCUAUCUUGACUCUCUUGGCUGCCAUUGCUGGUGCCCAACAAACCAUCGCCGAUUGCACUGAUGAAGAGAUCAAAAAUGAUGAGUGCUACUUUCGAAGGAGGCUGGCUACCAAUGAAGAAUCAUGGGUAUCCAUCAAAGACCCGUGCAAUGAAAGGGCUUACAAGCUAUCACUUUAUGUGAACACACAUGUGUACCUGAUUGCAUCUCCCAAGGAGGAUGCCAACUCUGUAGGAGUGCAGGACUGUCCACAUGUUGUCAUGGAUGCCAAGUUUGGCACUGGCAUGUCGGAAGGCUCCAAGAUGGUUACUGUGCUUGCAAACAUCUGCCGUAGACAACGCAAAAGUGAAGGAAAAUGGGAUCUACACUUUUUCACCAACAAUUGUGCCAUCUUUGUCAAGAGCAUUGGAUCCAACUUGGGCAUCACAUGGGAUGAAACUGAAAAGGCAGCCUUUCGUGAGUAUGCCACUGGUCAGUUGAUGGCAUCAAAGGAAGCUGUCCGUAGAAUGUCAAGUCUCCGACGUCUUGGAGUGGACAUGAAGUCGGUUGUGGACCGUGCGGUGCAUUCCAUUACCAAUGACUUGCCUGAAAACAACUAA
Molecule: messenger RNA, 609 nt
Organism: Seminavis robusta
Lineage: Eukaryota; Bacillariophyta; Bacillariophyceae; Naviculales; Naviculaceae
Source: the annotation of a GenBank genome assembly